Messenger RNA from Macaca mulatta (Rhesus monkey), 7897 nucleotides. It is a transcript of the gene UBASH3B, whose product is annotated as ubiquitin associated and SH3 domain containing B. NCBI's taxonomy places the organism in Eukaryota, Metazoa, Chordata, Mammalia, Primates, Cercopithecidae. Gene Ontology annotation, biological process: regulation of osteoclast differentiation; regulation of release of sequestered calcium ion into cytosol; platelet aggregation. The record is from RefSeq and is a predicted model, not a curated record. Gene Ontology annotation, cellular component: cytoplasm. Gene Ontology annotation, molecular function: protein binding; protein tyrosine phosphatase activity.
UCCUCCUCCUUCCUCCUUUCUUUUUCCCUUCCCUCUUCUUCUUUCUGCCCUGCCCCUCUUUUCUUGUCCCCUCCCGGGUCCUGCCAGCUCUGAGAACAUGAGGUCCUGUUCCCCACUCCCUCUGCCCCACCCAGAAGGCACUAUCCAGUCACUGACCAUAACCUUGUAGAGCACAGUAGGUCUUGAGUGCAGCCACUUGGACGGCUGAUUGGGAACUCAGCCUCCGAUGGUCCUAACAACCCUUUGGGUUUUGCAGGAUCUUUGGGAAGCAAAACCUUUUACCUAGGACUUAUGACUUGGCCUUCUGGUCCAUUAGUAUCAUCCAUCAGUUCACCCGAUUUCCAUUAAUGACCGCAUCUAGAACCACAAGAAACUUGAAAUGGGUUGAUCUGCUGUCUUGAGGCCCAGCUGGGAGGGUAUGCCAGCCAAAGAGAGGGCUGGGGCGCCCGGCGUGACGGUCGGGAGCUGAAGCACACAAGCAGCCCAUAAGGUUGGGAUCCUCCGCCUCCAAGUAGCGCGACUAGAGCUCUUCCACGCACCGAGCAGCCUCGGACAGCGCGGCCGCUUUAAGAGAGGGGCGGGGCCCGGGUACAGGCAAGUCAGGGCCAGCCCACAAGGCUCCUUUUCCUUUUUGAUCCAUUCAAAAAUUACUCAUUGCAAAUUCCCGGACUGCUAGGCGAGGAGAGGGAAGGGGGCGGAGGAGACAGGGCUACUGCAGGCGCAGCGCUGGGGGCAGCCGGGGGCCCGAGUGGCUAAGGCUGGUCCCGCAGCGGCCGCUCGCCGGCGUUCUGGCUCCUGUGGCCUCACCAGGAAGCGUCAGAGUCUCGACACUGGGGAAGCUCGGAGCGCCGCCUCCGCCGCCGCCGCCUCCUGCCUGGCUCUGGGUCCCCGAGCCCCCUCCUCUGGCCGAGCCCGACUCCCUCCUCCUUCCCGGACCAUCCGGCUCGGGCUCCUUCCCUGGCGAUGGCUGGCCGCUGAGCCAUGGCUCAGUACGGCCAACCCAGUCCGCUCGGCAUGGCUGCGAGAGAGGAGCUGUACAGCAAAGUCACCCCCCGGAGGAACCGCCAGCAGCGCCCCGGCACCAUCAAGCAUGGAUCGGCGCUGGACGUGCUCCUCUCCAUGGGGUUCCCCAGAGCCCGCGCACAAAAAGCCUUGGCAUCCACGGGAGGAAGAAGUGUUCAGGCAGCAUGUGACUGGUUGGUUAUUCUCCCACGUCGGUGACCCCUUCCUGGAUGACCCCCUGCCCCGGGAGUACGUCCUCUACCUCCGUCCCACUGGCCCCUUAGCACAGAAGCUUUCCGACUUUUGGCAGCAGUCGAAGCAGAUCUGUGGGAAGAACAAGGCACACAACAUCUUUCCCCACAUCACACUCUGCCAGUUCUUCAUGUGCGAGGACAGCAAGGUGGAUGCCCUGGGGGAAGCCCUGCAGACCACCGUCAGUCGCUGGAAAUGUAAGUUCUCCGCCCCGCUGCCCCUGGAGCUCUAUACGUCCUCCAACUUCAUUGGCCUCUUCGUAAAGGAAGACAGUGCGGAGGUCCUCAAGAAGUUUGCUGCUGACUUUGCUGCAGAGGCUGCAUCCAAAACCGAAGUGCAUGUGGAACCUCAUAAGAAGCAGCUACAUGUGACCCUGGCUUACCACUUCCAAGCCAGCCACCUACCCACCCUAGAGAAACUGGCCCAGAACAUUGACGUCAAGCUAGGGUGUGACUGGGUGGCUACCAUAUUUUCUCGGGAUAUCCGAUUUGCUAACCAUGAGACAUUACAGGUCAUCUACCCCUAUACCCCACAAAAUGACGACGAGCUGGAGCUGGUCCCCGGGGACUUCAUCUUCAUGUCUCCAAUGGAGCAGACCAGCACCAGCGAGGGUUGGAUCUACGGCACGUCCUUAACCACCGGCUGCUCUGGGCUCCUGCCUGAGAAUUACAUUACCAAGGCUGAUGAAUGCAGCACCUGGAUAUUUCAUGGUUCUUACUCAAUCUUAAAUACAUCAUCGUCCAACUCUCUCACAUUUGGGGAUGGAGUAUUGGAGAGGCGGCCGUAUGAGGACCAGGGGCUCGGGGAGACGACUCCUCUUACUAUCAUCUGCCAGCCCAUGCAGCCGCUGAGGGUCAACAGCCAGCCUGGCCCCCAGAAGCGAUGCCUCUUUGUGUGUCGGCAUGGUGAGAGGAUGGAUGUUGUGUUUGGGAAGUACUGGCUAUCCCAGUGCUUCGAUGCCAAAGGCCGCUACAUACGGAGCAACCUGAACAUGCCUCAUAGUUUACCUCAGCGGAGUGGUGGUUUCAGAGAUUACGAGAAAGAUGCUCCCAUCACUGUGUUUGGAUGCAUGCAAGCGAGACUAGUGGGCGAAGCCUUAUUAGAGAGCAAUACCAUUAUCGAUCAUGUCUAUUGCUCCCCGUCCCUUCGCUGCGUUCAGACUGCACACAAUAUCUUGAAAGGUUUACAACAAGAAAAUCACUUGAAGAUCCGUGUAGAGCCCGGCUUAUUUGAGUGGACAAAAUGGGUUGCUGGGAGCACGUUACCUGCAUGGAUACCUCCAUCGGAGUUAGCUGCAGCCAACCUGAGUGUUGAUACAACCUACAGACCUCACAUUCCAGUCAGCAAAUUAGUUGUUUCAGAAUCCUAUGAUACUUAUAUCAGUAGAAGUUUCCAAGUAACAAAAGAAAUAAUAAGUGAAUGUAAAAGUAAAGGAAAUAACAUCCUGAUUGUGGCCCACGCAUCUUCCCUUGAAGCUUGUACCUGCCAACUUCAGGGCCUGUCACCUCAGAACUCCAAGGACUUCGUACAAAUGGUCCGAAAGAUCCCAUAUCUGGGAUUUUGUUCCUGUGAAGAAUUAGGAGAAACUGGAAUAUGGCAGCUGACAGAUCCACCAAUCCUUCCUCUUACCCAUGGACCAACUGGGGGCUUCAACUGGAGAGAAACCUUGCUUCAAGAAUAAACCACACCAGUGAACAAGACGGAAAGGCCUUUUGGAGACGUGUCUUUUUGUGUGUUUAAAAAUCCACACCACACUCUAAGUGGACAGCUCAGAAUAAUUUAGCAUUUCCUUUCACACUUAAAGUUCUUAAGAUGAGACUAUGUAAAUGAGAGAAAGACUUGAUUCAGAGGAAAAAAAAUGUGUUCUCUCUGGACUCUUGCCUAGCUCACAAGGCUUUGGAGAAUUGUCUCCCUAACUUGGGGCACCUGCUACAGAAGAGAAUGUUUCGUUCCUUCCAGGUAUGCACAGCUAAGGGGCCUCAUUCCUCCCAGAGGGAGCUGCUGGCCCGCUCUAAGGGGUACAGGAGGAAGGAGUGUGCCCAGACCAGCUGGGGGAGCAUUGAAAGGGCAGUUUGGGGAUGGAAUUUUUUUUUGAUCUCCAUUUUCCAGUUAGGCAGAGCCAAGCUGAGGAAUCCUUUUAAGAUUAUUAGAAAACAUGCCCUGAAGAGAGUUGUUCUUAGGUUACACGUGAAAUCCUACCCUCAUAGCCCCCAUACACCGGUGUUGCUGGCUGAAGACACCUGCUUAAGGAUGCUAACAUUUACCCUGGUACUGCCACAUUCUCUCUAGAGCAGCUGGCCCUUCUUGCUACAGCCCUUCCCACCCCCUUGCUUCUGUGAAAUGGAGAGACAAAGCACUUUUGCUCUCCAAAGCACUUUUGGAUACUCAGGAGGAAAGAUAAGAUACGUGUUUGAAGUAUUCAAUCAUAGGAGCAAAGAACUUGCAAAAUAUGAAGUGACUUGGAAUUACCCGUGUUGUAGCCUAAUGUGCUACUGCAUUUCUAAAUCACCAAUAUUUGCUUGUCUUUGCCUAGGGGCAAAGCCUAGACUCUAGACUCAUAGUCUAGACUCUAGACUAUGUUAACUAGUUAAGGAUGUUACAUUUUGAAAGGAUGUAUGUUAGAUAUAUUACUUGCAGCAAGAAGUUCACUCUGUGCAAUAUGGACGUGUUUGCAAACCAUACCAAGGGUCAGGUUGCUGUACACUUACAGUACAUGUCAACCAUAACAGAACAUCCACAAAUGCAUCAAUUAUACCAGGGAUGUAUAGUAAGUCAGGGAACUAAUAUAAAUGAUGACAGUCAUGGCUGCACUGCUACUUGUGCUGUCGUUUUGUUUGUUUUUCUAUGAUAAUUUAAAAUAUAUAGGUAGGGCUACUUGAGGAAAUUUGGAGAGCCACAUUCUGUGGUUUCUCAUUAUACUUCCUGCAUUUAGAGGGAGUUUAUUUAAAAGAAAAAUAAAUGACAAUCAAACCAAAUCAUCAGUUAUCAAUGUCUGUUUAAUUGUGUGACUAUCUGACUGUUGAUGGCCACAGACGAUGGUCUCCUAUGGUAUAGUUCACUCUGUAGAAGAUGUAUGCAAAGUGAAACGCCAGCCCUUUAAAGAAACAGUAGUUAGUGUAAAAUGAAUGUUUGUAUGUUGCAGUAGCAUUGACUGUGUUUCAAAACUCAGAUGCAUAAAACAUGAGGUAUAUAAAAAUAGAUCUAUGCCUGUAUUUGAAACUACAACUUGAUAACCCCUAGAAAGAAGAGGACAUGAAAGGAUGCUGGCUAUAUAUGUUAAUCAGCAAAAGGAUUACAGUUGUUUUGUUCUGUUUUUAGAGACAGGGUCUCACUAUAUUGCUUAGGCUGGUCUUGAACUCCUGGGCUCAAGCGAUCCUCCUGCCUCUGUCUCCUAAAGUGCUAGGAUUACAGGUGUGAGCCACCACACCUGGCCCAUAGUUGUAUUUUUUUAGGUCACUUAGAAAAAUAUGUCAUGCAUUUUACAUUUUGAGAAACAAAUCAUGGUUUCUUCUAGCAUUGCACAAACAUUGACCCAGCUUCUGGGUAUGGAAAUAACCCUGUGGUGACAUGUUAAUAUAAAAUGUUGGGGGGGAAUAUUCCCAGUAAAGGUCUUAAAAGAAAAGUCACAUUACAGCUAAUGUAAUGGCCCUACCAUUCAUUCUUCUGGUAUUUGUAACGAAGUGAAUCUACUGUUUAAUCAGAUCCAUAAUCUUUAACAGAUUCACCACAAAUUUUUUGUGGGCGUUGAGUGCUCAGAAUAAUGCUUGAACGCCUCACCUGGAAACUGUAGCAGUGUGUUCUGGGCAGUAUCUGUAAUGUAUGAAAUAGAGUCUGGAAUAGGUUAUCCACUCCAUCUCUCUAGGUUAUCUUAGUCAUAUGAUGGCCUGAUAAAUCUGUCUGACUGGGCUACAAUCCAUUGUUCUUAGUCCAAUAUGGACACUGCCUUAGGCAAUGGUCUAUAUAAGCAAAAGGAGAUAGAGAUCUGAAAUAAUUUUCUGAAUAAUUUAGGUGGAAAACAAGAAAGAGUGUAUUUCUCUGCUUUCAUUUCAAUUUCAUUAUUUCAAAUUGCUUAUCAAAACGGCCCAAAAGAUCUGAAUUCACAUUAAGUUCUCCUUGCACACUUACCUACUUAAAAAACUAAACUUGGGCCGGGCGCGGUGGCUCACACUUGUAAUCCCAGCACUAUGGGAGGCCGAGGCGGGCGGAUCACGAGGUCAGGAGAUCAAGACCAUCCUGGCUAACACGGUGAAACCCCGUCUUUACUAAAAAUACAAAAAAUUAGCCGGGCGUGGUGGCGAGCGCCUGUAGUCCCAGCUACUGGGAGGUUGAGGCAGGAGAAUGGCGUGAGGCAGGAGAAUGGCGUGAACCCGGGAGGCGGAGCUUGCAGUGAGCCCAGAUCGCGCCAACGCACUCCAGCCUGGGUGACAAAGUGAGACUCCUUCUCAAAAAUAAAAAAUAAAAAUAAAAAUAAAACAAACUAAACUUGCACUGCAACUGAGAAAUUAUUUGGAAAUCAUGUGGAAUCUAUGUAUAAUCAAAGAAACAGACAGCUAUAUUACUCAAUUUCAUAUACAUCCAAAAAGUAUAGGCUAAUAUUAUAUAUAACCUGAAGUUGCAGCUGGUUCUUUUUGAUCUGAAGCUGAUGCUUAUUAGAACAAAUGAUAUAUGGGGACAGGAGAAGGAAGGAAGGGCAAGGAAGGAAUUGACAGAUAAGAAGCAAAUGGUUUCUUGUAGAGAGGAAUUUUGUUUUAAUGUAGAAAGUUAUUUGAAAUGAACUAGGUGAAAUGAAAUUAACUAAAGGUUUUAAUCUGGGAUUGAAAGCCUGAAACCGUUUCCUGCUUCUACAAGUGUGCCACAUCAAUCCGGUAAUGCCCCAGUAUUAGUCACAGAUAGAACUUUGUUUCCUGUGAUUUUAAAAUACCGCAUCUGUUCCUCCAUGGACUAGAGUAAUUGGCACAUUUUAAUGCAUAUGCUGGGGGUUUCAUUUUCCCAGGCUCCCUUCACCAUCACUGCAUUGGUAGCUAGGAGCUUAUUGCUUCACCCCAGUAUGGAGUUCAGAUGACAGUGUUUUCCAUUACAUUUAGAUUCAUAGAAUCUGAAUGGCUGAUUAAAUGGCCAUCUGAUGGCUGAAAGAGGGGCGUAUUUUUCACUCUGUAGUGAAAGGCUUGGAGGAGUUUCUACUUUUUAUUUUAAUUAUACUUUAACCAAAGAAUUAUUUUAAAGUAACCUUAUAUUUGAAAGAUGAUUUUGCAAAAAAUAAAAAAUAAAAAAUAUGUCUUCUGGAGUGAUGUCUGUUUGGUAGAUCAUUGUGGAUAAUUUCCUUGUUAGUGGUAUUUGGAAUGCACAUAGAGUGUCCUGUCACUGUGUUUAGCGUUACCAUCAAUGUAUCUUUUCCACUCAACUAGCUGUAUUCGUAUUAAAAUGAAGUCUGUUAUUUCAAUUACCUAGUGUCGUUGGGAACUAAUUGAACAGCUACAGUAAGAGAAGUUCCUAUCUCAUUGCCUUUGUGGAAAGGCUUCCCUAUGUGGUAAAAGGAAGGCAUUCCUCCGUAACCUAGGCACUCUGCAAGUCCAGUGUUUAAUUUCAAAGCAGUGAUGAAUUGCUCUUUUGAAAUUACUCUAAGUAAUCCAUGUGUUAGAAUACAGAUGAACCUCCAUUUGAUUUCACAGGCUUCAGCACAGACAACUGUUACUGAGUCUGCACGAACUUAGAUAAUGAGGUGCAGGGUUAUUUGCAUUUAAAUUGUAAUCCAGCACACGUGUGAGAGAGAAGAGGCGCUAGUCUAAAAGGCUGCCUUGCGGGGAGAAAUGAGACAGGCGGAGGAGGGUGGGGUAAGGAGCGAUUUAACAUCUAUUUAGGUUAAUGUUCACUUUACAAAGGUGAUGGGGAUAUUUUGUUAGGUGAUAGCAGAUGCUUUUCAUUUUUAAACAUAGGAUUAAAAUUGGAUUUGCUUCUCUUUAAUACUUCAACAUAUUGAAUUUUCCUAGGAAAGUGACUAGCUAUAAUGAAAAUUCAAGGGAAAGGGGAAAAAGAUUGUCUGUAAAUGCAGAUGAAAUAACUUCAUUUUAAAAUACAAAUAAUAGUAGGUUUGGUGUAUGUAGGUUUAAAAUUAUAGUGAUGAGUAGUCAAACUUAAUAUACAAUCAGUUCUUACAAAUAUUUUACACUUAGCUGCCAUUACACAACAAAUUGGAAUUUUGCAGCUGUUCAACUAUCAUGGACUCUGUACAGGAUAGAUGUGUAUAAUGGGAAAUAUGUACUGCUUCUUUCUUUGAUUGCCACUCAGGAUGGAAACACCAUGCCAAGGCAUUUUGGUUAUACACAGAUCAUUCUAAACCUGUUAUUUUGGAGAGGUAUAUUGGUUUCUUUCUCAUUUAUAAGGCUAUUGUAUUUUUUUUCUAUGUGAUUCAGGUGUAUUUAUUUGAAGACUAUUUGUAAUUAUAGGAAAACCACACCUACCUGUAUUGCCAAAUUCUUUGUAAACUCUCCGUGGCAUUUGUGCUUUCCUGGCUGAGAGCUCUCCCCUGUUGAUACAGCUAUGGCACCAUUGUAAUUACAGGUGCACCUUUCAGGUGCAUCUCCAUUAAAUGGUUCCUAGAUGAUUUAAUAAAAAGAAACUUCUUAGUUGAUCCAGAGCAAUGUCA